Messenger RNA from Callorhinus ursinus (northern fur seal), 3491 nucleotides. It is a transcript of the gene OLR1, whose product is annotated as oxidized low density lipoprotein receptor 1. Gene Ontology annotation, molecular function: low-density lipoprotein particle receptor activity. Gene Ontology annotation, biological process: lipoprotein metabolic process; leukocyte cell-cell adhesion. Lineage: Eukaryota; Metazoa; Chordata; Mammalia; Carnivora; Otariidae. The record is from RefSeq and is a predicted model, not a curated record. Gene Ontology annotation, cellular component: plasma membrane; signaling receptor complex.
UUACUUUGCAGAAGUCCUUGACUGCUUCACUCUCUCAUUCGUGGAAUGAAUUUGGAAAUGACUUUUGAUGACUUCAAGAGCAAGACUAUGAAGGAUCAACCUGAUCAGAAGCCAAAUAGAAAGAAAGCUAAAGGUCCUCAUUUUCUUUCUUCUCGGUGGUGGUGCCCUACUGCUGUGACCCUGGGGAUCCUUUGCUUGGGAUUACUGGUAACUCUUAUAAUGCUAACAAUGCAACUAUCACAGGUUUCUGAUCUUCUAAAGCAACAGCAAGAAAACCUUACUAACCAGGAAAUUAUACUGGAGGGACAGAUCUUAGCACAGAAGCAGGCAGAAAAAGCUUCCCAGGAGUCAGAAAGGGAACUCAAAGAAACGAUAGAAACCCUUAACCAGAAGAUGGAUGAAAAUUCCAAAAAACAGAUGGAACUUCAUCAUCAGAACCUGAAUCUCCAAGAAGCUCUGAGGAAAGCAGCAAACUUUUCAGGUCCUUGUCCCCAAGACUGGCUCUGGCAUGAAGAAAACUGUUACCUAUUUUCCUCUGGCCCAUUUAAUUGGGAAAAAAGCCAGGAGAACUGUUUGUCUUUGGAUGCCCAGAUGCUGAAAAUUAAUAGCACAGAUGAUCUGGAAUUCGUCCGGCAAACAAGUGCCCAUUCCAAUUUCCCAUUCUGGAUGGGGUUGUCUCUGAGGAAACCCAGCAGCGCAUGGCUCUGGGAGGACGGCUCUCCUUUGAGGCCCCACUUGUUUAGACUCCAGGGUCCUGUUUCCCAGAACUAUCCUUCAGGUAGUUGUGCAUAUAUACAAAGGGGAGCUGUUUUUGCUGACAACUGCAUUUUAAGUGCAUUCAGUAUAUGUCAGAAGAAGGCGAAUCUACUGAGAGCACAGUGAAUUCGAAAGCGCUUGGGAAGAAGAGAAGAAUUCUUUUCUGGAAUUUAAGUUGUCCUUCAUCACUUAGGUGUAAACCAUGAGAGCCCUGCUUGUUAUUAGCUGAUGGCAGAACUCCCUAGCAGAGACUGGGCUUCCGGCCGCCUGGCACCUUGAUAUCAGAAAUUUUGAUUCUGUCUCUCUCUCUCUGUUUUUCACCUAGCUUGUCCCAAGUCUUCCUGCCAGCCCUUCAAUCCCCCUUCACUUUUUUUUAUUUUAAAGUCUUAUUCCUCUUCAAGUCUUGGGAGCCCUCUGUACUCAGUCCUCUCUACCUCAGUACCAUCUUCCCCUCACCCUCCUAAACCACAUAGAAGAUGGAACGUGGAGAGCUUGCCCAGCUGGUGGAUGCAUGGAAAAAUGCAUGUGAAACAGAAAAGAAUGCAUGAAGAAACAGAAAAAGGGAAAGGCCGUGCUGGAAUCCAGAAACUUGUGUUCUCAACAUUUAAAAGCUACAAUUUAUCGGUCUUUUAAAUUGUGAUCUUUCUCCAGAUUCCACCACGUACACACGCGCACACACGACAUACACACCCCACAUCAUCACAUUUUGGGGCAAUUGGAAUGUCCCAGGAAGUAAUUACAAAUUGAAUGAUCUUUUCAGUCAACUAAUCACAAUUCAUUAUUGGUUUUCGAAUCUAAUUAUUUCUUCAUCCUUUAUCAAAGGAUAGCUUAAUCACUUUAAUCCUCAGAUAGUAUUUGUUAGAAUCAUGGGGCCUGAGGCAAAAAUAGAUUUUUUUCCCCCCUAAAGUACACACCAUUUGUAAAUGAGUUCUCAACUCUGUUGUGCUGUGCUAAUAUGGAAACACACAGGACGAAAAUAUGAAGAUACUCAAUUAAAGAACAAACUGAGCCAGGUAUGGAAAUAUAGCUGAAUAGAAACAGGUGGAAUUAGAAGUAUUCCUUCUAUUUUCAGUAUUUCUACUCCCUUGCUACCUCCUUCACAGGUUAUUCUACUUUUUAAAGGAAGCCUUUCCAUUUUGUUGCACAUAAUCUAGCACCAACUUUAUAAAAAAAAAAAAAGAAAAAGCUGUAUCAUUCCUAGGAAGACAAGAGAUAUUUUCUUUUGUUAGCACAUUUAUUGAUGUUUAAUUGGCAUAUAACAAACUUAAUAUAUUUGAAGUAACAAGAAUUUUCAUAUAUAUGAACAUUUUCCAUUGAAAUCAUCGCCACAAUUAAGAUAGUGAACAUUUCCACCAUCCCUCCAACUUUUAUCAUCCUCUCCCCAAUGCCUUCUCCUCGGACAACCACCAAACUGCUUUCACUUUGCAUUUUGUAACAUUUUAUAUGAAUGGAGUCAAACAGUAUGCCUUUUUAUUUUUGGUCUAGCUUCUUUCACUUAGCUAAUCAUUUUGAGAUUCAUUCAUCUUGUUGCUUGCAUCAAUUUUUCACUCUUUCUAAAUGUUGAGUAUUAUUCUCUUAAUAUACCCCAAUUUGUUGAUGAAUUACCUGUUGAUGACCAUUUGGGUUGUUUUCAGUAUUUGUCUAUCGCAGAUAAAGGUGCUCUAGAUAUUUGUGUACAAGUCUUUGUUUGUACAUAGUAUUUCUCUUCUCUUGGGUAAAUGCUUAAGAGUUUAAUGUCAGGAUCACUCAGUAGGUGUAUUUGAGAAAUUGCCAAACUAUUUACCAAAGUUGUACCAUUUGAUAUUCCUACCAGCAAUGUAUGAAUGUCCCAAUUCCACCUAACCUUGCUAACACUUGGUAUGGUCAGUCUUGUAAUUGUAACCUUCUAAUAGGUGUAUGGCGGUAUAUUACUGUGGUUUAAUUUGCAUUUCCUAAAUGAAAAAUAAUCUUGAGGUCUUUUUAUUUACUUAUAUUGCUUAUUUACUAUCUACAUAUUUUCUCUCAUAAAGUAAUGUACAAAUCUGAGAAGUUUCAAGUUGUUUGUUUUUUGUUACAUUUUGAGAGCCCUUUGUAUAUGCUGGGUAAAAGUCCCUUAUCAGAUGUCUUUUUGAUCAUCUUUUGUUUUUGUUUUUCAGUUUAUGGCUUGACUUUUAAUUCUCUGGAAAAGCAGUUUUAAAUUUUGAUGAAGUCCAUUUUCAUGUUUUUACUGGUGUUUCUAAGAACUUGUUGCCAAACUCAAGGUCACAAAAUUUUCUCCUGUGUUUUCUUCUAGACAUUUUAUAGUUACAGGUUUUACAUGGAAAUCUGUAACUUACUUUGGGUUAGCUUGUGAGUCAGGUAGUAAAGUGCUCUCUCUCUCUCAUUAUUAUUAUUUUUUUUGCAUAUGGAUAUUCAACUGAUUUAGAACAUUUGUUGAAAAGACUAUUCUUUUUUCACUACAUUGCCUUUGCACUUUUGUCAACAGUCACCCAUAUGUGCAUGGGUCUUUUUCUGUCUCUCUCUUCUGUUCCACUGAUCUAUUUACCUAUAUAUUUUUACGCCACCAUGAAUAUUGCAAUUUCUCUAAAUCAUGUAGUGGUAAUCCUUCAACAUUGUUCUUUUUUCAAAGUUGUUUUGAUUAAUCUCUGUCUUUGUAUUUCCAUGUUAACUUUUGAAUUGGCUUGUUCAUUUCUAAAACCUAACAAACAAACCCUGUUGAAAUUUUGAAUGUGAUUGCAUUGAAUCUAUUAGAAAAA